GCGUGGGGAUCAUCGAUAAUUUCCACCUAUUUUGACGAAUUCUCCGUGCUGGAAACGAGCCAAGAGAGAAAACUCAGUAAUAAUCGUAACCGAGGUCGAGGUCGAGGGAGGGUUGUCAAAGUUCUGGCCUCCUCCACUUUUGCGCUUUUACUAUGUGAUGUAGAGUCACACUGCGGUCCCUAUGCAAUGCGUAUGUAUGCAAGAAGGCAAGCUAAAAAGGGUCCGCAUUCAGCCCAGUCAUUUUGCCCGUCGUUAUCGCCAUGGGAGAUGGAGACGCGGAGAUAUCCCAUGUAGGAUGUGGGAUGUGGGAUAAUCACAUAAAGACGGGCGAGGUCCCGGUGGUUUUGGGUGUGUGUGAUGAAAGACCGGAAUUACCCUCUGGAUCUUGUUGUUGUUGUUUGAAACCUUGAGUCCUGCAGCCCAUAGGACCAACCGCUGGAAGGGACCUAGACAAGAUGUCCUUGACAGACAACAAGGAAACGAAGGUCGAGCUCGGCCCCGUCUCGACGGGGUCAGACGCUGACGAGCAAAUAACCAAGCCGGUAUCGAGGUUCACUCGAUGGUACCGCAGCCCUCUGUUCAACGUCAUCAUGGUCGGCCUCAUCUCCUUCACCCAGCCCGGUGUCUGGAAUGCCCUCAACAGCACGGGUGCCGGCGGCGCGCAGGAGCCGUACUUGGUGAACGGAUCGAACUCGUUGACUUUUGGCAUCAUGGUCUUCGGCUGCUCCCUCUUCUCCAUCCUCUCCAACAAGAUCGGUAUCAAAUGGGUUCUCAUCAUCGGCACCCUCGGCUACGCGCCCUAUUCCGCCUCGCUGUACGUCAACAACCGGUACGGAACCGAAUGGUUUGUCCUCUUCGGCGGCGCCCUCUGCGGCAUCGCCGCCUCCGCCUUGUGGGCCUCCGAGGGCGCCAUCGCGCUCGGCUACGCCGACAUCAAGGACCGCGGCAAGUUUACGGGCAUCUGGCUGGGCCUGCGCGAGCUGGGCCAGCUGAUUGGCGCCUCGAUCCAGCUUUCGCUCAACGUGAAGAAGGAGGGCAGGGGCAAAGUCGGGUAUACCACGUACCUGGUGCUGAUUGCGCUGCAGUGUCUUGGGUUGCCGUUUGCGUUGCUGGUGUCGUCGCCGCACAAGGUGAUCAAGGCUGAUGGGACGAGACUCCGAGAUCCGACGUUGAAUAAGACGGUCAAGGGCGAGUUCAAGAAGAUUUGGAGUCUGUUUAAGCGCAGGCAGAUGUACUUGCUAGUACCGAUCCUGAUUGGGUUUCAGUGGAAUAGCACUUAUCUGGGGAUUUAUAUGACCAAGUACUUCUCCGUCCGCUCUCGCACCCUCGGCUCCCUCGUCUCCGGCAUCGUCGCCACGGCCGCCAACAUCUUCUGGGGCUGGUUCUACGACCGACAAUCCCUCUCGCGCCCGACCGUCGCCCGACUCACCUGGGCCUUUUUUGUUAUUCUCAUGCUGGGAACCUUUGGCUGGCAGACCGCCAACGAGAAGCUAUACGGCGACCUGAAAGCGGCAGGGACCCCGAUCACGCUCGACUGGGCCACCCCCGGCUUCGGCCGCGGGUUCGCGUCCAUGGUCAUUCUCAGGUUCCUCAACGAAAGUCACUACAUGUUUGUGUACUGGCUCAUUGGCGCCUUUUUCGAUGAUCUCGAGACGUUGGGAUUGGCAGUGGGGAUUGUGCGAAGUUUUGAGAGCGUGGGCUCGUGCUUGGCGUUUGGGAUUGGCGCGGCGCAGGUCGCGCCCAUGGUGAACCUGAUCAUUGCGUUUGCCAUGUUUGGGUUUACGAUCCCGGCGACGUCGGCGGUGGUGUAUAUGGUGCCGGAGAGGCCGGUAAAUUUGAGGAAGUUGGAGGCGGAGGAUGGUGGUGGUUCCACUUCUACCUCUACCUCUACCUCUACGUCUGAUGGUGAACCGCCGGGUGUUAUUGCGAAGGAGGCGAGCAUCGAGAGCUCUGUGGUGGCUGCCCUUGGUUCCUCUACGGAUGAAAAGGAACGGGAUGCAGUGCAGCCGCCGGGUUACGAGCUGAAGUAAGAUGAGAUGAAGUUGGACGCGAUGGGACGGAAGGAACGGGUGGAACGGGAGGAACGGGAGGAACGGGAGGAACGGGAUGGAAAGACAGCAACUUCCACUUGAUACCCAACCUCGAGAUGGCCAUUUUGGUAUAUUGGAGGAUACCUAAUAAUAUGAGUAAUAUAUGGUCAAGCCUUGUUGUCGCAAAUUGGC
Molecule: messenger RNA, 2222 nt
Organism: Neurospora crassa OR74A
Lineage: Eukaryota; Fungi; Ascomycota; Sordariomycetes; Sordariales; Sordariaceae
Product: DUF895 domain membrane protein
Exons: 3
Coding region: 456-2030 (524 amino acids)
Biological process (GO): transmembrane transport
Molecular function (GO): transmembrane transporter activity
Source: RefSeq, a predicted model, not a curated record